Messenger RNA from Xiphophorus maculatus (southern platyfish), 6487 nucleotides. RefSeq names its product tight junction protein 2 (gene tjp2a). Gene Ontology annotation, biological process: cell-cell junction organization; protein localization to cell-cell junction; cell-cell adhesion. The coding region runs from base 301 to 3876 and encodes 1191 amino acids. Gene Ontology annotation, cellular component: bicellular tight junction; plasma membrane. The transcript has 25 exons. Lineage: Eukaryota; Metazoa; Chordata; Actinopteri; Cyprinodontiformes; Poeciliidae. The record is from RefSeq and is a predicted model, not a curated record. Gene Ontology annotation, molecular function: cell adhesion molecule binding.
CAUACCUGUUACAACCAGGAAGAGCGAUUAUAUGGACUUCUCCAAAACAUUCACGAUAUCUUUCCCAGCUGAAGACCCCCUUCCUAGCCCACCUCCUCCCCGCCCGGGCCGGUAGUUCGGGAUAAAACCUGCGUUGGACCGGGAGAACCGGGAGAAAGACGCGGUUUCGCCAGGGACCAGGGUUGCUCUGACCACACCAGUACUGACCUGCUCAAGUCCGGCCGCAAGUUCUGCUGGUCCAGAGAAGCCCAGUACUUGUACCUUCGCCGCCUGUCGUCGAGGAGCUUCUCCGCCAUCACUAUGAACCCGGUCAUGGAGCAGACGGUGUGGGAGCAGUACACCGUGACCCUGCAGAGGGAUUCCAAAAUGGGUUUUGGGAUCGCGGUUUCAGGAGGACGGGACAACCCGAACGAGGACACGGGCGAGACGUCCAUCGUGGUGUCGGACGUCCUGCGGGACGGCCCGGCAGAGGGGCUGCUGUUUGAGAAGGACCGCGUGAUUCUGGUGAACAACACGCCCAUGGACGGAGCGCUGCACUCCUUCGCCGUUCAGACCCUCAGGAAAUGUGGCAAAACGGCCAAAAUCACGGUCAAGCGCGCCAAGAGGAUCCCGGUCAGUGUGAUGCCCCGCCCCGCCUCGCCUGAAGUCUUCACCAACGACAACUACAGCGACUACAACUACGAUGCAGAGCGCCAGAGCAUGGUCAGCGGCCGCGACAACAGCCUGGAGCGCCGCGGCUAUGGCGACUCCGGCUACCAGACCCGCGACCGCGGCAGGAGCGCCGAGCGCGACCUGAGCCCCGACCGGAGCUACCGGCGCGACGGCAGCAGGGGCCGCACGCUGGACCGCAGCCCCGACCAGCGUUACCGCAGCGAGCACACGCUGGACCGCGACUACAGCCCGGACCGCCGCUACCGCAGCGAGCGAACCCUGGACCGCGACUACAACCCGGACCGCCGCUACCGGAGCGAGCAUGCCCUCGACCGUGACUACAGCCCGGAUCGGCGCUUGCGCAGCGACCGCGCCCCGAGCCCGGAGCCGCGCUACGGCCGGGACGGCUACAGCCCCGGAAGAGGCCAGAGGCGCGAACCGAGCUUCGAACGCGGCCGGGACCGAGACCGGGACCAGAGGUACAACGAGCCGGUCCGGCGGACGGCGAGCAGAGACCGCCUGGAUCGCUCGCCGUCGCCCGCUGCUGCUCCCAUCCCACUGCCCCGACCGGGCCGGGACCAGGAGCCGCUGGAGAAACCCGUCAACGUCCUGCUGCUGAAGAACCAUCCCAACGAAGAGUACGGCCUGCGCCUGGGCAGCCAGCUCUUCAUCAAGGAGAUGACGAGCAGCGGCCUGGCCGGCAGAGACGGCAACCUGCAGGAGGGAGACAUCAUCCUGAAGAUCAACGGCACGGUGACGGAGAACCUCUCCCUCGGCGACGCCGGGAAGCUGAUCGAGAAGUCUCGCGGCCGGCUGCAGCUGGUGGUUCAGCGCGACCGCCGCCAGAUCCUGAUCCGCAUCCCGCCGAUGGUGGACAGCGACUCGGAGCUCGAUGAUAUCUCUGAGAUCGAGUCGUACCGCUCUUACUCUCCACAGGAGCGAGGUCAUCCCUCUGACCUUUCCUCUCACUCGUCCACUGAGAGGCUUCGAGACAAACCCAGAGACGAUCCUUCCAGCAGGAUGACGAAAAUGGGUGCGAUGCCGACGCCUCUCAGAAGUCUGGACAGGCAUGAAGAUUCCUCGCCUCUGCCGCCAGAGAGGGACGAAACCCGAUCCGUGUCGCCGCCAGCAGCAGCAGUCGCCCCAAGAGUUCAGGUUCCUCCAAAAGUCCCACUGAAGCCGAGCCUGGAGGACCAGGAAGUCUACGGGCCGAACACGAUAAUGGUGCGCUUCAAGAAAGGCGACAGCGUUGGGCUGCGGCUAGCCGGAGGGAACGACGUCGGCAUCUUCAUCGCCGGCGUUCAGGAGGACAGUCCGGCCGAGCAGGAGGGUCUUCAGACCGGAGAUCAGAUCGUUAAGGUGAACAACGUUGACUUCAGAGGGAUGGUGCGUGAAGACGCCGUCCUCUUCCUGCUGGAGGUCCCAAAAGGAGAAGACGUGACCAUCCUGGCUCAAAGCAAACCCGAAGUGUAUGAAGAUGUUCUGGCGUCCGGACGCGGCGACUCGUUCUACAUCAGAACCCACUUCGAGUACGAGAAGGAGGCGCCGCAGAGCCUCCCGUUCGGCAGGGGAGAGAUCUUCAAGGUCAUCGACACGCUGUACGACGGCAAGCUGGGCCACUGGCUGGCCAUCCGCAUGGACCAGGACAGCCAGUCGCCGGAGGUGAAAAAGGGAAUCAUCCCCAACAAGAGCAGAGCUGAACAAAUGGCCAACGUGCAGAACGCUGCCAGAGCGGCGUCAGGCAACGACAGAGGAGACUUCUGGAGGCUGAGAGGUCAAAGGGCGGGGAAGAAGAAAGACCUGCGGAAGAGCCGAGAGGACCUGAGCACCGCGCCGGUCGCCACCAAGUUCCCCGCGUACGAGAGAGUGGUGCUCCGAGAAGCUGGUUUCAGGAGGCCGGUUGUGAUAUUUGGACCGAUUUCUGACGUCGUGAACGAGAAACUGGCCUGCGACCUUCCCAACGAGUUUAUUAUUGCCAAAACUGAGCCCAAAGACGCUGGAAGUGAGAAAUCGUCUGGAGUGGUGAGACUGAACACCAUUCGACAAAUCAUUGAGCAGGACCUCCACGCGCUGCUGGACGUCACUCCCAAAGCCGUGGACACCUUGAACUACACCCAGUGGUAUCCCAUCGUGGUGUUCCUGAACCCGGACAGCAAGCAGGGCGUCAAAACCAUGAGGAGCCGCCUGAUCCCCGGAUCCAACCGCAGCGCCAGGAAACUGUACGAACAGGCGGUCCGGCUGAAGAAGACCUGCUCCCACCUCUUCACCGCGACCAUCGACCUGAACUCGUCGAACGACGCCUGGUACGGCAGCGUGAAGGAGUCGAUCCGGGAGCAGCAGGAGAAAGCGGUGUGGGUGUCCGAGGGGAAGAUGGACGGGUCAGAAGAGGACCUGGACCUCCAGGACGACCGCAUGUCCUACCUGUCGGCCAUGAGCGCCGACUACCUGAGCAUGGACAGCCGCCUGACCAGCGACUACGACGACACGGCGGACGAGGGCGGGGCUUACACCGACAACGAGCUGGACGAGACGCUGGACGACCCGACGCCUGUCUCCGCCAUCAGCAGGUCGUCGGAGCCCGUCCUGCCCGAAGAGCCGCGCCGCACCAAGAGGCCCGGCAGGGAGGUUCUGACCCGGGACCCCAGCCCGCCGCCUUCGUUUGUUCCAGAACCACCAAAGGUCCGCGCCCAGACUCGGACCGACUCGGUGCGCAGCUACGAGUCCCAGUCCAGCAGCACCAUCAGCAGCAUCGACGCAGCGGCCGCCAGCAGGCCGGCGCCUCCGCCGGUGGCCUUGAAGCCCAACAUCCCGCGCCUCCACCAGUCCUCAGAGGAGCAGGCGCCGGCGACCCAGCAGGAGGAGGAAGACCCCGCCAACAAGUCCUUCCUGGGAAAGAGAAUGGCCAAUCAGAUCAAAGCUUUUGAGAAGAUGGACCACCUGGCCCGAGCUCAUCGUCUUCUGGAGCUGCAGGAGGCAGAAAACGCUCGAUUGGAAAUCGCCCAGAAGCAUCCAGACAUCUACGCCGUCCCAAUGAAGCUGCCAAAACCCAAUCUGAACCGCCCGCAGCCAAUCGGCUCCAACGCCGAGCCGCAGACGAUGUCCAGGCCCAUGUACUCGGAGACGAGAGGAAACGAGGACAACGAGGCGGAGUACCGCCGCCAGCUGGCGGAGCAGACCCGGAGGGGAUACUACAACCCUCAGAAGUACAAGGACACCGAGCUGUGAGGCUCCGAACAGGAAGUGAGGUCGUUCCCCAGCUUCUGUCGCUUUCUGAACUUCUUUUUUUCUCACAUUUCGGCUUCGAGUCCAGACUCUCUUGAAGCCGGCGGCGGCGGCGCCGCAGAGGAAGAAAUAUCGGUCCUGAUUUCCAGAGACGAAAUGUUCGGUUUGGGUUUAAAAGCCUCCAGUGUUUCACUGGCGAGUCGAAGGUUUCUGAAUCCGAUCCAUCACAAAUAUCAAGCAGAAGUCUUAACUUUAAUUUGUUUGUUUUUCCUCCACGCAGCAGAUUACAUGUUUUAAAGCUGGUUUGGUUAAUAUUCAUCCAGAGUUUCUGAAGGUCUUUAAAAACCUUCCAGGAACCAGGAAAGUUUCUGGAAGGUUUUUCUUCCAGUCAAUUUCACCAGAGCUGCUACCUGGUUCUACAAGGUGAGAGAUUUAAUAAUCAUGUUCCACCGUCUAGAAGUUUUAUUUCUAUCUAAAUAUCUCCACAGAAACAAAACGAAACUAAACGCUUGUUUUUGUCUGUUAUAAACUAACUUUUAUUUUGAAUAUUAUCUAUUUUCUCACUUCCUGCCACCAUCUUGUAUUUGUACCUUCCUGCUGUUUCGUCCCAUAUUUACCUUAUUUUACAUAUUUCCUACAGUAGAAAAUUAACUCUGUUUUUCAGGAUUAAAGUCUACAUUUUCUUUAGAGUGAAAAUAAAUAAAAUGCACAUUAAUGGCUCAUUUAAUGAAGUUUGUACAUAAACUCCUGGUGACUUUAAUUCUGGUUCACAGUGUAACUGCUGUGAAACAAAAACAUUAAAUUUCUGUCUUUACAUCAGUUUAGUUGUGAUUAUAAAAGCAACAUUUUACAAAAUUAAAUUAAAAUAAAGUUUUCUCUCCUUGGAGCUUGGAGUGACUUUACCUAAGUUACAAAUUAUAACCGCUGUUUUUGUUUUUAAUUUUAUUGCUGAAAAUCACAAAUGUUAUUUUUGCAGUUGGAACUUUUCUCCAGGUUUCUGCAGAUGAUUUAAAAUCUGUUUUAGUUGAACAAGUCCACAAAAUUUUUAAUGACUUUGCUUCACUUGUAAAUCAUAACUGCUGUGAAAUUGAGCGGCAAAGUGUUUUUAUUCACACUUUGACCUCAGCUGCUGUCAGGGCGAAUAAAAUAAUCACGUUUUUGCUGCUAGAAUCGUUUUCUGUCCGUUAAACUGGAAAAAAGCUCCCAGAGUCCAAAGAAACACUUCAGACCUUCAGAAACUGUGGCAAAUUAUUGAUUGAAUUAUUCAGUUUUGAAAAUCUGGAUGCCUUGGAAGUAAUAAGGGAAAACUCGAGACUUUUGUACAGAACUAUUUAUGUAAUUUCAGUCUAUUUAAGUGUAGAAGAGUAAGUAAAAUGAUAAAAAUAUUUACCGUCUCGUGUCACAAUUUAAGAAGAAAUCAUUCCCCUAAAAACAGAGUUGAAUAACAAACAAUCAGAGGAAAAGUUCAGCUGUAGUUUUUAGGCUUCACUUCUGCAGCGGCUUCUGUUUGAUUUCCAGAAUAAAACCCAGAUUUACUGGGGGAGAAAGUUGCAUUCUGGGUAGCAGGAAACUGUCGCGGUGCCUUUUUACUCCUGAUUCUAGCUGGGAAAUGAAGCUGCUGUCAAAUUCAGAGGCUGGAUGGAAAACCUGGAAGCAUUUCGGUUUCCUGUUAAAAACUUGAUUUUAAACAGACGUCAUUCCUACGACAGCGUAUUACGGCCGUUCUAGAUGGGAAAAAAAGGAAUAAAUGUCCGUCACAAAACUCAGAAAUUAUGAGAAUAAUCUCAGAAAAUUAAUAGAAAAUAAGGAAAUUUUUUAAAAUUUGCCAGAAAAAUCUCAAAUUUUGAGAUUAGUCUCAGAAAUUUUAUGGAAAAAAUGAAAACCAACUCUAAAAUUUGAAGACUAAUCAGAAAUUUUCUAGAAGAAACUUAAAAAUUUCAGUUUCAAAAGUUGAACCUUUAUUUGCUCCAAAAGAAUUUCAGAAAAAUUCUAUAAAAAACAGACAUUUUUUAGAAAAACAUGGAAAUUCCUGAGCUCUAAGUCAAAAAGUUGAGGAAAAAUUCUGAAAUUUUCAUUCUAAUAUUGGCAAUUUUCUUGAAAAAACCAUGAAAAUUUUCUCUUCAAACCCAGAAAUCUUCCAAAAGUAAAUUUCUUUCUUCACUUUUGAAACUCGGAAACCUCCACCUUUUUUUCUAGAAAAUUUCUGAGCUCAAUCUAAAACUUUCUACGUUUUUUGCAGAAAUGAACUCCUGUUUUAUCCACCUGAACUGGCCGUAACAUGACGUUGUGAAUUCCUGCUGUUACUGUUUAUAUUGAGCUGAUUCUACAGUCUGGAGGGAAAGUUAUUUCAUUUAUUCCUGGUUUCCUCUGGAACAAACUGAGGAAUUUAAAAGGUUGUUUGCAGCCGAGACAAUCACCUUUUUACUGCUUCUAUUUUUGUACUGAUGAUAUAAACCCACUCUAGUCUAAGUGUUUGUGCACAGAAGGGAAGUGGCGACAAUCAUGAUGUCUUUAGUUUGUGAUUUGUGGUUUUUGUAGCUUGUGAUCUCCUGAGUGUUUCACUGCUCACUCUUGUAAAAUUCAGAUGAAUAAAACAUUUUUUUUUUACACAUUC